AUGUCUGCCCUCCGCCCGACCACCACAGACGAGGCCGCCUCGACCUCUAACCUGGGCCCCAGCAACCCCCGGGUAUCCGUACAAGGAUCUGUCCCGCCCUCAAGGUCUCCCCGAUUGCCCCUACAGAACACCUUGCACUCAGCACCGGGCUCCACCCAGAUAUCAAUAGGAGAAACUCCUAGACCCACUAACACCUUCAGAGGGUCGGUGCAGGGGUCCAUCUCGCCCGUGAAGCCCGCCUUUAUCAAAAUAUCGGCACCAGCACCUCCACCACCCAAUAACACUCCCCCAGUGUUACUACUUGGAUUAACCUCUCCCUCAGUAUCCUGCUCCACCUUGGGUUCGGUGCAAGGACCACCUACACCCAAUAACUCCCCCCCACUAUCAGGACAAGAGUCCAACCGUGUCUCCAUGCCCGACUCCCAGCAGUUAGCUGCAGAAAGAUCUGCCCCGCUCUCAGCCUUGUCCCGAGAGUCGGUACAAGGGUCUGCCCCGCCCUUGGUGGUCAGCUUUCCUGAGAGUUUGGUGCGAGGAUCUAUCGCGAUUUCGGACUCCUCCCGAGUGUCGAUUCGAGGGUCCCCCCCGCCCUCAGAUCUUAGCACCCCUCAGAGUUCGAUACCAGGACCUCUUACUCCCGUGAACUCUCAAGUGUCCACACAAGAGUCCACUCAGCUCUCAGAGCAAAGUUACCCCCAAAGAUUAGUGGAAGGAUCGGCUCCACCCCUGGAUUCCCCCGGGGUACCAGUACCAGGGGUCGCUCCGCCCUUGGAGCCCGGCUCCGCCCAGGAAUCGGUGGAGGAAUCGGCUCCGCCUUCGGGCUCCCCCCGAGACUCGGUAGAAAAGUCCGCUCCGCCCUCGGCCAGACCCACUCCUGUACCCACGCCCCGGGAGAGCCGCAACCAGAGCAUGGAGAGUCUGCAGAAGACGAGUGACGCGGGCCAGAUGUUCGACGUAGUCGUGAUAGGAGGCGGCAUUUCAGGAUUAUCUGCUGCCAAACUCUUAGCCGAACAUGAAGUUAAUGUUUUGGUUUUAGAAGCCCGGGAGAGAGUUGGAGGAAGAACAUACACAGUGAGGAAUGAACAUGUUGACUACGUAGAUGUUGGCGGUGCUUAUGUAGGCCCAACCCAGAAUAGGAUCUUACGGUUAUCUAAGGAACUGGGUUUAGAAACUUACAAAGUGAAUGUAAAUGAGCGUCUUGUUCAUUAUGUCAAGGGGCUUUCCAGGUGCACUAGUGGUAAAGAAUCUGCCUGCCAAUGUAGGCGAUGCAAGAGAUGCAGGUUCAGUCCCUGGAUUGAGAAGAUCCACUUGAGGAGGGCAUGGGCAGUAUUCUUGCCUGGAGAAUCCCAUGGACAGAGGAGACAGAGUUUGCUGUGA
Messenger RNA from Rangifer tarandus platyrhynchus (Svalbard reindeer), 1374 nucleotides. Lineage: Eukaryota; Metazoa; Chordata; Mammalia; Artiodactyla; Cervidae. The record is from the annotation of a GenBank genome assembly.